Messenger RNA from Peniophora sp. CBMAI 1063, 1032 nucleotides. Lineage: Eukaryota; Fungi; Basidiomycota; Agaricomycetes; Russulales; Peniophoraceae. The record is from the annotation of a GenBank genome assembly.
AUGCCAAAAGUAACCGCUGAUGCUCUCCCCGUGUCCGGGAUGUUCGGGGUGGUCAAGCCUUCCGGACCGACGAGUAUGAAGGUCCUAGACGAUAUCAAGCCUUUGCUAUAUGGCUCUAAGCUCUUCGUGGACGAAAAGAAGCUUGCUUCCGCUGGAAAGGAUGCCGGUAAAGGGAAAAGCAAGAAGCGUGGCAAAUGGAGGAAGAUGAACAGCGACUUGAAGAUUGGCCAAGGAGGGACGCUUGACCCAUUAGCGGACGGUGUUCUAGUUGUUGCCGUCGGGAAAGCCACGAAGCGGCUGAAUGACUUUCUCGACUGUCCCAAAGAAUACAUCACGACUUGUCUUCUCGGUUGCGAGACGGACUCGUACGAUAGCGAGGGCUCGCGCGUUAGGUCUGCGCCGUGGCGGCAUGUCACGCGCGAGAUGGUUGAGCAAGCCUUGGACCAGUUCCGAGGUAACAUCGAACAGACUCCACCACUAUUCUCCGCUCUCAAGAUGGAUGGCAAGCCGUUGUACGAGUAUGCCCGCAAGGGUAUACCUCUCCCGAGGCCGAUCGACAAGCGACCGGUGACGAUUCACGAGCUCGAGCUUGUUGAAUGGAAGGGCAGCGAGCACGAAUAUCGUUGGCCCGAGAAAGUCUUCACGCAAGAAGAGAGAGAUCAUCUCGCAAAGAUGCUCUCCACUGUACCGGACAAGGCGUCUGUUGAGGAUGAGCCGGAGCAGGACACGGACACGCAGUCUGUUCCGUCUGCCUUCGUGCUCCGCAUGCGCGUUUCUGGCGGAACUUAUGUCCGUUCGGUCAUCCACGAUCUCGCACACGCGGUGGGAUCAGCAGGCCACGUCGUGACGCUUCAGCGUUCUCGACAGAAAAGCUUUGCUCUUCAGCCUACUGAUGAGGGAGAUUAUGCGUGUGUACCGUGGGAAGUGUUCGUAAAGGCGAUCGAGGAUGUGGGCGAACGCGGGGAAGAUGGCAUAAAGCGCUUCUUCACGUCGGAUGCUGUUCGUACUCUAUUGCCAAUACAAAGUUUGUAA